UUGGGGUUCACUGGCUGAGGACUUGUAUAAAGAGACUACAGCAGGGUUUGCUAUCCAACAUUUCACAUCUGACAAUGACGACUGAGAGCAUUGUGUUCUACGAAGACAGGAACUUCCAGGGAAGAUCCUAUGAGUGUAAGGGAGACACAAGUGACCUUCAUUCUUUUAGCCGCUGCAAUUCUGCAAAGGUGAAGGGGGGCUUUUGGGUCCUGUAUGAGCGGCCAAACUACAUGGGCUAUCAGUAUAUCCUGGUCCCAGGGGAGUAUCCAGAUUAUCACCAUUGGAUUGGCUUCAAUGAUUGUGUCCGUUCUUGCCGUCUACUCAGGCAUGUUACUGGACAUCUCAAGGUGAAGCUCUUUGAGAGGCCCAAUUUCGAUGGCCAAACAUGGGAAGUUACAGAAAGCACCCCGUCCAUUCAGGAACGUUUCCUCUGCAGAGAGAUCAAUUCCUGCAAGGUCCAGGAAGGUCCCUGCGUGUUCUUCGAGCAUGCAAACUACCGUGGCCGCCAGUACCUCCUUGAGAAGGGAGACUACAGGCGCCACACUGAAUGGGGGGCCAUGCAUCCCACUGUGGGCUCUAUUCGUCAUAUCGCCACAGACUGUUAAAUUAAAAAAACAAACUGAAAAACACUGAAAAAUAAAAAUAUUUGAAGAGG
Molecule: messenger RNA, 655 nt
Organism: Labeo rohita (rohu)
Lineage: Eukaryota; Metazoa; Chordata; Actinopteri; Cypriniformes; Cyprinidae
Gene: crygs4
Product: crystallin, gamma S4
Biological process (GO): visual perception; lens development in camera-type eye
Molecular function (GO): structural constituent of eye lens
Source: RefSeq, a predicted model, not a curated record